Molecule: messenger RNA, 696 nt
Organism: Lottia gigantea (owl limpet)
Lineage: Eukaryota; Metazoa; Mollusca; Gastropoda; Lottiidae
Exons: 6
Coding region: 1-696 (231 amino acids)
Biological process (GO): plasma membrane phospholipid scrambling
Cellular component (GO): plasma membrane
Molecular function (GO): phospholipid scramblase activity
Source: RefSeq, a predicted model, not a curated record
AUGAUGGGGCCUCCACCAACCAUCACGGUGCCAUACGGUCUUCCAGCAGGCUUAGCGUAUUUAGCUAGUCUUGGCGAAGUGCGCGUUCAUCAGAUACUUGAGUUAUUGGAAGUCGUAACUGGAUUUGAGAGGAACAAUAGAUAUAGAAUUUGUAAUGAAGGAGAACAACAAUUUAUGUUUGCUAAGGAAGAUACUGAUUGUAUGACAAGACAAUGUUGUGGUACUGCUCGUCCCUUUACUAUGAACAUAACAGACAACAUGGAACAGCCAUUGAUUCAAUUACAUAGACCAUUCCGUUGUCAAGGUAGUUGCUUAUGGUGUUGUUAUCUACAAGAAAUGGAAAUUCAGAGUCCACCUGGAAAUAAAGUGGGUGAAGUUAAAGAAGUUUGGACUUGCUGGACGCCUAAAUAUAAUGUUUUUGAUGCUACUGGAACUCAUAUAUUUACCAUUGUUGGUGAUUGCUGCUACUGUAAAUGCUGUGCUGAUGUGGUCUUUAGGGUUUUAGAAGGUGAUGAAGGUGGACAAGAAGUUGGUCAAAUUGUGAAACAUUGGGGUGGAUGUAGAGAAGUAUUUGGUGGAGCUAAUGAUUUCUCAUUAAGAUUUAAUCCACAGAUGGAUUUAAUGAAGAAAGCCAUUUUAUUUGGAGCCACAUUUUUGAUUGAUUUCAACUAUUUUGAAUACAGAGGCAACAAUUAA